Molecule: messenger RNA, 1516 nt
Organism: Phragmites australis (common reed)
Lineage: Eukaryota; Viridiplantae; Streptophyta; Magnoliopsida; Poales; Poaceae
Product: gibberellin 2-beta-dioxygenase 3-like
Exons: 3
Coding region: 142-1125 (327 amino acids)
Biological process (GO): response to light stimulus; gibberellin catabolic process
Source: RefSeq, a predicted model, not a curated record
CUUGCUGCAGCAGUCGCAGUACAAACGCACACCACUACCUCGACUCUCCUCUGUUUCCGCUUGCUUGCCCUGUUUCUAGCUAGCCCGGAGGCCAGGACCCCUGCUCUCCGCUCGCUCGCGUGCCAUACAGAGUCGACAGCCAUGGUGGUGCUCGCCAACCCGCCUGUCGUCGACCAGAUCCCCCUCCUGCGGUCCCCGGACCCCGGGGACUACUUCUCCGGCGUGCCGACCGUCGACCUCUCCAGCCCAGGCGCCGCGCGGGCCAUCGUCAACGCCUGCGAGCGCUUCGGGUUCUUCAAGGCCCUCAACCACGGCGUGCCCGCGGCCACUAUGGACAGGGCCGAGUCGGAGGCCGUCAGGUUCUUCGCGCAGGCGCAGGAAGAUAAGGACCGCGCCGGCCCGGCCAACCCGUUUGGAUACGGCAGCAAGCGGAUCGGGCUCAAUGGCGACAUGGGGUGGCUCGAGUACCUCCUCCUCACCGUCGACUCCGCGUCGCUCUCUGACGCCUGCGCCGUCCCCUCGACCGCCGCGUUCCGGGGCGUGCUCAACGAGUACAUCGCGGCGGUGCGGAAGGUGGCGGUGCGGGUGCUGGAGGCGAUGGCGGAGGGGCUGGGCAUUGCGCCCGCGGACGCGCUGAGCGCGAUGGUGACAGGGGAAGGGAGCGACCAGGUGUUCCGCGUGAACCACUACCCGCCGUGCCCCGCGCUGGAGGGUCUCGGCUUCAGCGCCACCGGCUUCGGCGAGCACACCGACCCGCAGCUCAUCUCUUUGCUCCGCUCCAACGGCACGUCCGGCCUGCAGAUCGCGCUCGGCGACGGCGGGCAGUGGGUGUCCGUGCCCUCCGACCGCGACGCCUUCUUCGUCAACGUAGGAGACUCGUUGCAGGUGCUGACCAAUGGGAGGUUCAGGAGCGUGAAGCACAGGGUGGUGACCAACAGCCUCAAGUCUAGGGUUUCCUUCAUCUACUUCGGAGGGCCACCACUGGCGCAGAGGAUUGCACCGUUGCCGCAGCUGCUGGGGGAGGGCGAGCAGAGCCUGUACAAGGAGUUCACAUGGGGCGAGUACAAGAAGGCUGCGUACAAAUCGAGGCUCGGUGACAACAGACUGGCCCAGUUUGAGAAGUAGCAACAGAGCAGGGCCGCUCAGGCACCAACUUUACAAGACAGCCAGCCAGGCAGAGGCAGCUAAGCUAGCUGCCACUAGUAGCAAAUGCCCGUCACACACCGUGAAGAGUUGGAGAGGAAUUCAAGUUACUCUACUUGGAAGAGACAAUGGAAAAGAAGAUAAAGAUGCAGAUGUGUACAGCUGGGGAGCUAGCUAGAUAUUUGUUGUGGUGGGUGCACGGUUUCCGCAAGUGGCUAAUGAUAUGUUGUGUGGUGGGGCCCCUUGCCUAUUUCGGAAUGCUGAGGACGAGCGAUGAAGGGCUCGUUUGGGUGAACUCUCACUGGUACAAAUUUUCUUAGAGAAUUAAUUCUGUGUGAAAAGAGAUUUUAUGGUUAAUGAUUUUUUAAAUAAA